Cuscuta epithymum is the source of this 5821-nucleotide messenger RNA. The record is from the annotation of a GenBank genome assembly. Lineage: Eukaryota; Viridiplantae; Streptophyta; Magnoliopsida; Solanales; Convolvulaceae.
ACAAAGGUAUUCCUCUCCAUCGACCGUCCUAGUUUGCGACCGAGAAGACGUCAUCAGCCAACGAGCCGACUACUGCACGCUGCACCGGCGCACUGCUACGACCCACUCACCGGCUACCGCUGCUCCCUCACUCCCUGCACCUGCUUCCGCCCGCCCGCAGACUCUUGACUUUGACAGACGCCUGGUAGAAAAAAAAGAAUUUCACAAGCCACAACUUAAUCGCAAUUGGCAAUAGGAGCUGUGGUUAUUAAUUUAUUGAGUAGCUUUUCUUUCUACAGUUAAUUGUUAGGAAUUUGUGUUUUUUUUAUCCUAUUCUAUAUGUAAAUAUUCUGCUACUUUAAUUUUUCUCCUGGUGAAGAUAUAUUUUGAGCUUAAGCAUGACUAUACAUAUUUUUAAACUACAGUAGAAGUUCUAUUGCUAUGCUCAAACGGAAUUCAAACUUACUUUUUUUUUGCCCCUCCUCAAUUGAAAUGCUAGAUUUGCCUCUGCUGUCACCCCCUACCCGUCACCCUAAUCACUGGACUAAGACAAAAUCCACCAGUCUUCUCCUACAACAUCAGCCGUGUGUGGCCCACCUACCUCUUCUGACUAUUAACUGUUGAGUAGCAGCCACUGGUCUCUCUUUUUGUGACACAAUUGUCAUGUCAAGUUCAUAGUUCUGUUUUAAAAUUGAAGAUACUUAGCAUAUCAGAUCCAUUUUGUUCUAAGCUGCUUGGAGAGACCACAUGGAAGAUUGACAAGUUAUAAAAAAUUAACAAAAGAGAACUUCAGAGUAAUCCAUUUGAGGUUGGAAGCUACAAAUGAGUGCAGAUGUUGGGAAAUAACAACAAUUACUCUAUUGUUCAAGGUUUUGCUUUAUGGGUCGGUUUCCAUUGUCAAGAAAAUCAUGUGGCCUUUCCACGUUCACGGGUUUCGUAAAAUCAGGAUUUUUUGGAAGGAGUACAUUCACAGCAGAAAGUGGGUAUUGUCGAAAUUUUGGGGGUGUCUCAUCUGCUUUGUUGUUCGAAGAUUCCGACUCAUGUUCAAGUGGUGAUGACAGAUGUGGAUUUGAACCAUUUGUUCCAACUAUUCCGAGGAAGAGAUUGUAUAUGUGCUACUCACCAGAACUUUGCUCAGUUGUUGUGAGAGUGUACAAAUCAUUGGGGUGGGAGGUAGCUAGAGAAAUUAGAUUCAGUAUAUCAAUUGAAAUGCAUGGCCUUUUGCAAUCAAUCAAUGCCUUCAUGAUGUGUGUGCAUAUUUUUGCACAAGUUGGAAUGCAGAUGGAAAUGUAUGCUUUGCUCAAAGAUAUUGUUUUCAAUUUCCCGAAGACUGAGUAUGAUUUAGUUAAGAUAUUUCCACUUUUGCUUAUUUCACCCGAUGAUUCAAAAAUGUCAGCUUUGGUUGUUGAUGUUCUUAUCAAGAUUUUUGCUGCAAAUAAGUUGUUUGAAGAUGGGAUAGAUGCAUAUUUCCAGGCUAAGAAAUUUGGUUAUAGAUUAAGUAAUUGUUCAUGCAAUUUCUUACUGAAAUGUUUGGCAGAAGCAAGGAGGAAAGAACUUCUUCAAACACUAUUUGAAGAGAUGAGGCAAUUUGGACCAUCACCCAAUGUUUAUACAUAUACAAUUAUGGUGAACUUCUAUUGUUGUAAGAAUCACACUCAACAUAAGAUGGAUUUAGAAAAAGCCACAGAUUUUAUGAUGGAAAUGGUUACUAGAGGGAUUAAUCCAUCUGUUGUAACACACAGUGUUUAUAUCCAUGGACUUUGUAGAGCUGGAUGUGUUCACUUUGCUUUGGAUUAUCUUCGAGACAUGAGGCAUAGCAACGAAUUCAUAAACUCUUAUUGCUAUAAUGCCGUUAUGCAUGGAUUUUGUGCAAAUGGUGAAACCAUUGAAGCCGUGAAUCUUUUUGAAGAAAUGAAGGCUAGUGGAGUUCUACCAGAUUUAUACAGCUAUAGUAUAUUGAUUGAUGGGUUUUCUAUAUGUGGGAAUGCUGAGAAAAGUCUUUCCUUACUAAUGGAGAUGGAAGCUAUCAACAUAAAACCAUCCUUGGUUACCUAUAGCUCACUGUUGAAUGGUCUUUGCAGAAGUGUACCCAUGGAAUUCUCACUUGACCUGUUUUAUAAGAUAGAGGAGUAUGGCUAUAAGCAUGACCAGGUUACUUACAACAUCUUAAUAAACGGGUUUUGCUUGCAGGGUGAUUUGUUCUAUGCUCACAAGUUCUUGGAGAAGAUGAUCAGUAAUAAUAUGAUUCCUAGUGCUUUAAAUUAUAACAACUUGAUCCAUUCAUUUUGCAAGAUGGGUUCCGCCCGUGAAGCCUUGGAGCUUCUCAGAGCAAUGAUAAAAAAAGGCCGUUACCCUGAUAUAUUUACCUUCAACUACAUUAUUAGUAGCUUGUGUAGUGAUGGAAAUACAGAGAAGGCACUAGAAGUAAUUCCGAUGAUGCUUAAGAUGAAUGUAUUGCCCGGUGUUGUAAACUAUAGCACUCUUAUUAACGGUUUUGCGAAACAGUUUAAUAUCAAGAAGGCCUUGCUGUUGUACACAAGAAUGUUAAAACUUGGGGUUACUCCAGAUACAACUCUCUAUACCAUUCUCAUUAAUAUAUUUUGCAAAAUGGGAAAGUUAACUGAAGCCUACAAACUGUUUAGGGAAAUACCCUUUCAAGGGUUGAAUCCUGAUAACGUCUCAUAUACAUCUGUCAUAGCUGGAUUUUGUAGAGUUGGAGAUAUGAACAGAGCACUGAAAUUGUUUAAUGAAAUGACACUUGCGGAAGUCUUGCCUUCUGUUGUUACUUAUACAUGCCUUAUAGAUGGGUAUUGCAGUGUUGGUCGUAUUGAUAUGGCCAAUAUGGUACUAGAAGAGAUGAGAAGGAAGAAUGUACCUCCUGAUGUCGUGACAUACACUAUCUUGAUCCGUGCAUACAAGAGGCUUGGACAAUUGAAUAUGGCUUUCGAGCUUUGUGACCAAUUGGAGAAGGAAGACAUAAAUUUGCAUGAUGUUGCAUUCCAAGCCUUAUGGCAUGAUAAGUAAGAUCUAACAAGGAAAGGAUAAAACGGUUUUUGUACUUGAGUUUGAAGAACGCUAAUCUGUUCCCUAUACACGUGGUUUGUGUAGUGGUGCCUAAAGCCGGUGAACAAUUGAAAAAGAUAUCAGAUCUGGGGGUCUGGAUUUUGGAACUUUUCUGGUCCUUCUGGUCUUACAUUUGGAUUUACAUUAUUCUAAUGGUAUGGACUCCAAAUGUUGUCAUCUUGUGGGAGUCUUUGCUGACGGUUGUCCAGUUCAGCCUAGCUUGAAUAGAAGUGCAAAGAUGUUUAAAAAAUCAGAUGGAUUGGGAAAUGGUGAGAUGAACACGUUGAAAAUCCACUGAGCCAUAAGGUUGAUGUUGAUGUUGGUCUAACAUACAGGAAAAGAUGUCCACAACACUUAAGAGGUAGGCCAGAGGAGUGGGUUCCUCCUAUAGAGGGUGCUAUUCAUGGUCUCAUGGACUUACAGAUCAAGAGAAGUGCUCAGAGUCAGUCAAAGAUGGAGAUGAAGACAAGUGGGGAAAUUGUUGAUAUUUUCUCCAUCCAUUCAGGGCACAAGACAGAUGCUGCUGAAUCAUUUGCAGAGUUGCCUGGGCAGAUAUUGCCAAGUUGUCAAUGAAUUUGAUAUCUUCACAAUCUGAAAGCAACAUUUUGCCAAUGCAUUUGUGGUAGAGCUUGCAAAAUCAAGGAAAGUGGAUAACAUGUGCCUUUGGACUGCACUCAUUUCAUUGAAAAUUCUCCUACUACCAUGGCGGCUUCUCCUUGUGUGUGUACCUCCCUGUCAGGUUACCCAUGGGUGGCCUGCCUUCUUAUGUUCUUCGAUCUUCAUUAGUGGGAUAGCUUAUGUUACACAACUCAAAAACCUGAUAAGCUGUGUUACAGUUAUUAUUUUUUUUUUUUUUAUUUGAAAAGUUUGCACUACUGUAUUGAGAGAACUAUAUGAAGCAUUAGGUGUUCUGAUGACUGCAGGAAUAAGUCCUUAUGUCAUUGCAUUCACAGCAUUGGCGACAGGAACUUCAUGACCCAAUCUUCUCUCUAGUAAGAUUGCUGCAAAACAUCAGCUAACUGCUGAUUCAGCCAUUGCUAACAUCGCGUGCAGGUCACCUACACAUUUUGAAUCAACUCUUUCUUUGGGUAAAAUGCAUAUUUUGGCCCUGUAAUUGUAGGAGGUUGGUGACAUUAGUUAUGGGAAAUUAAAAAGCCACCAAAAUGUGCUGGUUUCAAAGCAUAUUGGUGCUAGACGAUUUAAGAAGUUAACAUGCUAAAAAUGUUCCAAAGUGCAUAUGUUGCACUACUGUAUUGAGAGAACUAUAUGAAGCAUUAGGUGUUCUGAUGACUGCAGGAAUAAGUCCUUAUGUCAUUGCAUUCACAGCAUUGGCGACAGGAACUUCAUGACCCAAUCUUCUCUCUAGUAAGAUUGCUGCAAAACAUCAGCUAACUGCUGAUUCAGCCAUUGCUAACAUCGCGUGCAGGUCACCUACACAUUUUAAAUCAACUCUUUCUUUGGGUAAAAUGCAUAUUUUGGCCCUGUAAUUGUAGGAGGUUGGUGACAUUAGUUAUGGGAAAUUAAAAAGCCACCAAAAUGUGCUGGUUUCAAAGCAUAUUGGUGCUAGACGAUUUAAGAAGUUAACAUGCUAAAAAUGUUCCAAAGUGCAUAUGUUGAAAUAUGCUAAUUCCCUGUUUGCUUUGUUCAUAAAAAUAAGGGGGUUUGACAUGAGCGUAUUAUUAAAGAAAAAGCUAAAGACUAGAAGCGAGUCAAGUGACUACUUUUUAGGUGUUACUAGGAGUAGCUAGUUAGGUCACUUUUAUGUGUUACUAAAGGAAAAGUUAAUGACCAGAAGUGGAUACUUUUUAAAAACUCACCAGAAGUAACUAGUUGAGUUACUUCUAAUACUAAAGUGAUGAAACUCAAUCCCAGUGAGGCAGUGGCGCUAACCCAUCUAUCACUGCAACUGCCCAAAAUGGCACAGCAGUUUGCAGGGACUAUUUUGGGCAAUUAUUUCCGGCCACUCUUCUCACAUGAUGGCUGUUCUUCUGGUAGAUAUAGUUGUAUAGGUCAUACACUUUUGUCCAUUCAGACUCCAAGAGUAAUAUUUUGGUCAUUGUUUUGAAUGAACUUGGCAUUUUAAAAUUUUAUAAAAUUGUCACUCUGCAAAAUUUGUCUUAUCCUGCUUUUGAACUGUGUAUUCUGUUAAAAUUUGCAAUUAUGUGUAAGAUGGUAACUCAGUACCACAUUGCCAAACAAAUUCAACUGGAUUAGUUUUGCUGAUCUCCUCUGUGGAUCAAAGAUGUAUUUCACCCUAUCUUGUUGGCAGGAGGGAGUUAUGUAUUUGGUUUUGCAGCAAUUAGGUGAACAUCUAUAUAGGCAUUGGUGUUCCAUGGCUGAUUGACAUGCUCUACAACUUUUUGUGUUCAAGGAGCCAGUGCGUAUAGACUGCCGGGGGGACUAAACUUCUCUUGCACAUCUUUUUUGCUACUUCAGUUAGAUGCAUUGGCAUUUGGUGUUGAGGCGUCUCACUUUGGGUUCUUGGAGGUCCCAACUCCCAAAUUCUAGGUCUGGGUGACGUGCAUGUAUUUUAUGUUGCUUUCGCUUAUGUGUGCUACUUCUCAUGAAAAAAAAUCAGGCAAAAGUUAAUUACAUUCAACAUCCGUGCAAUCCAUGGGAACUAGUUCUUAUGGUUUUGUUUCCCAAAAAGAAAAAACAUACUUCAUAUUUUAUUAAGCACAAGAAAAUAGUUUUGAACACUAUCAGACUUGUUAACAUUUGCGCCCGUUGUAAGACUUGUAACUAUUUACAAUUUGGAUUCAUGCUCAACUACUGCACC